AUGUUAGUGUAUAUACACUGUUCAGGAUUUGGUGGUGGCUCUUGGCCUGAUCAUAGUGGUGCUGCAGCUGAGUUUGUGUGUUUACCACCUGAUCCUAAUCUGACCACAAAAUUCACCUCCUCUAAAGCAUUCAUGUAUGGAGCAGAAUACGACGUCCCUGGUUUUGGCCAUCAUAAUGGGGAUGACCUCCCUUGUGUGGUUUGUAGAAGGACGACACAAUCCAGCGUGUUGAUGAUUCCAGGAAAGAACAACUGUUACUCAGGAUGGACAGAGCAAUAUCAUGGAUACCUCGCAGCGGGACUUUUCAAUUCUCCAGCUGCUACGCAAUACAUCUGUCUAGACGAACACCCUGAUGUUCUUACUGCAGGAGAACGGAAUGACAAUGGAAAAUGGUUCUACCCUGUCAAAGCGGUGUGUGGAGCACUGGCAUGUCCCCCAUACCACAACAAUAUGUACCUAACAUGUGUUGUGUGCACAAAAUAAACACAUGCAG
Saccostrea echinata is the source of this 493-nucleotide messenger RNA. RefSeq lists its product as uncharacterized. The record is from RefSeq and is a predicted model, not a curated record. The transcript has a single exon. Bases 1 to 483 code for a protein of 160 amino acids. Lineage: Eukaryota; Metazoa; Mollusca; Bivalvia; Ostreida; Ostreidae.